GUCCCUCUAUGAUUCAAGGAAGCUUUGAUUCUUCAAGUUUUAUUCAUAUAACAUAUACAAGAAUGAUAUUUAAACUCUUCUUUGCAUUAACACCAUUGGUACUUCUCUUAGCUUCUCAAUCAUUGUUCUUGAUACACAAGAAAAGUUCUAAACCACAUUUUACAAGCAGCUCAGUAUCAUGGGUUCUGAAGUUUUCCAAUAUUUCUCAAUCUUCCUCUUCUAUCUUUUACUCAAUUCAGGUACAAAUGUUGCAGAAACACCUCCCCUGGAAGGAAUCCAGAAAACCACAACAGCAGAAAACCAAGAAGACCAGAUAUUUUUCUCACCUUCCGUGUUCGCCACCCAAUUAGAUGAUACAGGAGCAGUUCCAAUUGUCAAUCCAACAACUCCAGGUACUGGAACAACAACUCCAGGAACUGGAACAGGAACAAUAACUCCUAUUAUAGAAUCUCCCCCACCACCACCUUCAGGCAUAACAACACCUCAAAUACCCCCAACAGCUACAACUCCGACUCCAACCACAUCCGGAGGGUCAUGGUGCAUUGCAAGUCCAACAGCUUCAGAAACUGCUUUACAGGUAGCUCUUGACUAUGCAUGUGGCUAUGGCGGCGCAGACUGUUCAGCAAUUCAACCGGGUGCAAGCUGUUAUAACCCAAACACUCUCCGGGACCAUGCUUCUUAUGCCUUCAAUCAGUACUACCAGAAGAAUCCAGUUCCUACCAGUUGUGUCUUUGGCGGAACAGCACAACUUUCCAGCACUGAUCCAAGUAAUGGAAACUGUCACUAUGCAUCACCCACCUCAACACCCAGUGUAACUCCACCAGCCAAUCCAACACCAACACCACCAACAAUAACCACAUCUCCAACUACGAUGACUCCACCACUAACAACCACACCUAGUGGACCAACAGUUUAUGGGGUGGCAGAACCGACAGGGUUGCCCAGCUCAGCAACCUCAGUUUCAUGCAGUUUACUGCUCCUCUGUUCUGCAACCGCUAUUAUUGGAUCACUUCUUGCUGCAAGUCAUAUCUAAGCGCAUGGAAACUGCGUUUGUUUGUUUGUCUCUUAAAUGAGAUGGCACUUUCCUUGCUUGCCACAAAACUUCAUCAACUUCUAAGCAGGCAGUGAGAAUCAAUGUCCCAAUGUUUUCUCAAAGCCUCAUUUUCACCAUAAAGUCUAUUUUCUAUACUGCUAUUUAUGCGUAUUAGUCGAUUAAGAAGAUCGGAGGAAUGAAGAAAAACAUAGAAAGUUAUAGGCUAUUGUACUUGUAGGCAAGUUAGAAUAGUUAUUUUCUCCUCAGUUUAGUAUAAUAAAGUACUAGAUAAGCUUUUAUGGCUUUAGAACUACAUAUACAGAGAAGAAAUAUGUACUUGUUAUUAGCUACCACAUGAAUUUAUUUAUGAAUGAGAAUAGCAAAAGAAACAUAAACGUUCAGAAUAAAUGGCAUUAGAACUA
This is a messenger RNA of Jatropha curcas, 1455 nucleotides long. RefSeq lists its product as uncharacterized. The record is from RefSeq and is a predicted model, not a curated record. Lineage: Eukaryota; Viridiplantae; Streptophyta; Magnoliopsida; Malpighiales; Euphorbiaceae.